Symbiodinium natans is the source of this 222-nucleotide messenger RNA. NCBI's taxonomy places the organism in Eukaryota, Dinophyceae, Suessiales, Symbiodiniaceae. The record is from the annotation of a GenBank genome assembly.
AUGGCGGUGGACCCAGUUCUGGCGGCUCCAGGAACAGUGAUAUCCAACAAGGUCCUGCCCUUGCCACAGGCCAAUCAAGCGCCGGACUUUGGAACGCACAAGCUCUAUGUCAAGAAACUGGAUCAGUACCUCCAGGAUGUUGAGAGUCACCCACGGGAGUUCGAGACGGCGGUGGCGGCAAGACGCGCAACGUUCAACCAUUUCUCUAAGAUGAUGUUGUGA